AUGCACGUCAACGCCAUCGGUGCAGAGCAAGUGGGAGGAGGAAGAGGAGAGGUGCCAGAAGUCCAGGAUUUUGGGGAAGUCUGUCCCAUCCCAGACUUGAACCGUGCGCCACAGAGCUCUGGUGGACUAUUUCUACUUGCACUUAAAGGGUCUGACCCGUUGGGUAAAGUGAUAGAAGAUGUGGCACAGGGUUUUACCGCUCUGUGCCCUUCUGGCGCCUCUCUUUAUAGGACUUCCCUCAAACCUCCAAGCUCAGGAAGCGCUUCAGGCAGCCGUGCGGCCGAUGGAGUGACCCAAAUAGUGGUGGUUCUGACAGACGGGAGGUCCCAGGACGAUGUUUUGGAACCAGCAAGGGUGUUACAAAUGGCCCAAGUGAAUGUUUUUGCAGUGGGCGUUCAAGAUGCCAUGGAUGCUGAGCUGAAGGAGAUGGCUAGCGAACCCUAUGACAGCCAUGUUUUUAGCCUAGAGUCGUUCGUGGAGUUGAGAGACAUUAUCCAGGAUUUAGUGGUUGGGGUGUGCGGCACAGUGGCCCGCAACAGAGAGUUGUCUGUGGUCAAUGAGGAGCCUGUGCGAGGAGGAGGGAAAGAGCGCCUUGAUGUGGCCAGGGACAAAAUUCAAGUGGCUUUGGCCCUUUACAAUGGCAACCCUGACAUAAAGUUUUACUUGAAUAGCUAUGACAACAAAGCCUCAGUCCUGGAGGCCGUGAAGGGGCUGUCCUUCCCAGGGGGCGAUGAUUCGAACCUGGGUGCCGCCUUGGAGGAAGUGUCCGAGAGCCUGCUGAGCUCUAAUGCAGGUGGCAGGGCAGAGGAGGGCGUGCCGCAGAUGUUAGUGGCGAUCAGCGGAGGCUCUUCCACGGAUGACACCGGAGCAGGGGAACGGGCACUGAAAAGGGCAGGAGUGAUUAUGUUCGGGGUGGCAAUCGGUGGUUCUGCCUCGGCUGACUUGGAGACAGUGGCCACAGACAGGAGUUUUGUUCUAUCCACCCCAGAUUUCAGAUCUGCCUCCACCGUGGGCAACCAACUGUUGCCCUACCUUAACGGGGUUGUCCAGCGCACCAUAAUAGUUCAGAAUGAGUUCACAGAAGCCUUGGUAGUUGGACCGAGAGAUAUAAUUUUCCUCCUUGACUCCACUAUGGGCGCCACUCUCCUCAACUCCACUCGGGAGUUCAUUCGGCGUUUCGUGAACAACAUGCCCAUUGGUCCGAGCGAAGUCCAGGUCGGAGUGGCCCAGUUUAGCAACAGCCCCCGCCUUGAGAUGGACCUGAACUCCCAUGGGUCACGGGAUUCUCUAUUAGCUGCUUUGGGACGUCUGAGACCAAGACCUGGCCAAACCGUCAACAUGGGAGCCGCUUUGGAUUUCGUGAGGACCGAUAUGUUGAGACCAGACAAAGGCAGUCGUCUUCGUCAAGGUGUGCCUCAGCUUGUCCUGCUCAUGACCACAAAGAAGUCCAGUGACAGUGUGGAUGAGGCGAGCAGAGCACUCCAGCAAAUGGGGGUUUUGACUUUGGCGGCUGGGUCCAAAGCAGCUGACGAAGCAGAAUUGAGGAGGAUUGCGUUCACCGACACUAUGGUGUUUAUGCUUAGAGAUUUCCGUAUCCUGCUCAGAAACCCAAGAAACAUUGUGGAUGCUCUUUCAUCUCUGUCCGGGACUGUUGUGACUGAGGAACCCACGGAAACAGUGGUGGAAAUAACAACAGUGCAGACACAAAAAGUCGUCAGAGACUUUGUGUUUUUGGUGGAUGGCUCGAGUUACGUCGGACCCAAUAAUUUCCCCUAUGUGCGGGAGCUUAUUAUCAACAUUGUGAACCAACUGGAUGUCCGUCCUGACAGAGUCCAGAUCGGCCUGCUUCAGUACGCCGAGGACCCAAAGAUCGAGUUCUACCUGAACAGUUACAGCAGCAGAGAGGAUGUGGUGAAUAAAAUCAACCAACUCUCACAGCUGGGCGGGUCUGUUCUCAACACUGGGAAGGCCUUGGACUAUGCCCUCAAAAACAUGUUCAAGUCAUCAACAGGGUCCAGGCGGAGACAAGGGAUCCAGCAGGUCUUGAUCCUCAUCACAGGAGGCCCAACCCAGGACCAGGUCAAAGCGGUGGCAGACCAGGUGGCUCUGGCUGGAGUGCUAACCUUCACUGUUAGCGCUGGGCAGGCUGAUGCCAACAUGCUGAGAAGUGUGGCCUUUGUCCCAGACUUGGCCUAUCAUGAAAACUACUUCUCAAACUUACCAGCCCUGUCGGAGCAAAUGCGGACUAAACUCACCACGGUAGUUGGGGACACAUCGGUGACAACGUUCCCUGAUGAAGUCGAGGGAAGAGAUGUUGCCUUCCUUAUUGAUGGCACCGACAGUGUGCGGCAAGAUUUCCCAUACAUCCAGGAUUUUAUCACCAAAGUCAUCGAGCCCCUUGACAUUGGCUCUGACAAAGUCCGAGUGGCUGUCGUCCAACACAGCGAACGUCCGACUCCCGCUUUCUUCCUGAACACUCAUCAGUCCAAAGAUGAUGUGUUACGAGCCAUUAGCAACAUGAGAGUAGUCGGCGGUCGCGGCCUCAACACUGGGGCUGCAUUGAGAUACAUGAAGGACACCGUCAUGUCUGAGCGCCAGGGGAGCCGAGCAGCACAAGGUAUUCCACAGUUCCUCAUUGUACUGUCUGGGAGUCGGUCAAGAGACAGCGUGAGCGAGUCUGCAGGUGCACUCAAAACCGGUGGAGUGGUACCGUUUGGGGUUGGCGUAAAGGAUGCAGACCCAAGGCAGAUGGAGACGAUAUCUCACAACCCAUCAUUCGCUUUUAAAGUGAGAGACUUCAACGAGCUGAGCACAGUGCCCGGAAGACUCAACACCUUCGUAAGCCUGCCCAAAGACGAACUGCAAGUCGUGCUAAAGCAAGUGGAACGCAUGUCUAUCGAUGACGGCAAGGACCGAGUAGCCGUGGUCCAAUAUGCUGAUACGGCCACAGUAGAGUUCCACCUGUCUACACACAAAACUAAAACCAACUUGAUGGGUGCUAUUGACAAACUGAAGCACAAAGGUGGAACAGAGGUUAAUACUGGGGCGGCCAUGCGUUUCACACGACUUAUGGUUUUCACCUCUUCGUGGGGUAGUAGGCGACUCGAAGGUGUGCCUCAGAUAUUGGUUGUUCUGACAAGUCAACCGUCUGACGAUAACAUCAAAACUCCAGCAUCUGCACUCAAAGAGCAUGAGAUUAUGACUGUGGGUAUCGGAGUGGGAGAUGCCGAUCGGCCUGAGCUGGAAACCAUUGCAUUCAAACCCAACAUGGUCUAUAAGUACAGUGACGAAGUGGAAACUGAGAUCAAUUUAAAUACCUACUUCGACAAGCAGGAUGUGCUGGAUGCUGUCCAAAGCAUGAUACAUAUCGGAGUGGAAAGUGCCACCAAAGAUCUAGUUUUCCUUCUGGAUGAUUCUGACGCAACGAGAAAUGGCUUCCCGGCCAUGCGUGACUUUGUGGAGAGAGUGGUGCAAACUCUGAAUAUAGGAGAAAACACUAACCGGGUCUCUGUGGUCCAGUACAACAGAGAUCCAGACGUCGGUUUCUAUCUUAACACAUAUGACACCAGAAAUGAUGUUUUAGAUGCAGUCAGAGAGCUGAGACAUAGAGGAGGGAGACCUAUCAACACUGGGGCAGCCCUCCAAUACGUCAAUGACAAUGUCUUCACAACUUCUGCCGGCAGUAGGGGCCAGCAAGGCGUUCCACAGCUGUUGAUCCUUCUGAAUGGUGGAAAGUCAUCUGACAAUGCCGAUACACCAGCCGCUGCUCUUAGAAACAGGGGCAUUGUUGUCCUUGGUAUCGGAGCUGGAAGGGCUGCCGGGGCAGAGAUGAAAAACAUUACAUUCAACUCCAGUUAUGCUGUGUCUGUGUCUGAUUUCGCUGACCUCCCCAAUGCCCAAGAGCAGAUCUCUUCUGCAAUGGGCACAGCGGUAGUACAGGUCAUGCCUACCACACCAAAUGUAACUGUGGAAAGUGCCACCAAAGAUCUAGUUUUCCUUCUGGAUGAUUCUGACGCAACGAGAAAUGGCUUCCCGGCCAUGCGUGACUUUGUGGAGAGAGUGGUGCAAACUCUGAAUAUAGGAGAAAACACUAACCGUGUCUCUGUGGUCCAGUACAACAGAGAUCCAGACGUCGGUUUCUAUCUUAACACAUAUGACACCAGAAAUGAUGUUUUGGAUGCAGUCAGAGAGUUGAGACAUAGAGGAGGGAGACCUAUCAACACUGGGGCAGCCCUCCAAUACGUCAAUGACAAUGUCUUCACAACUUCUGCCGGCAGUAGGGGCCAGCAAGGCGUUCCACAGCUGUUGAUCCUUCUGAAUGGUGGAAAGUCAUCUGACAAUGCCGAUACACCAGCCGCUACUCUUAGAAACAGGGGCAUUGUUGUGCUUGGUAUCGGAGCUGGAAGGGCUGCCGGGGCAGAGAUGAAAAACAUUGCAUUCAACUCCAGUUAUGCUGUGUCUGUGUCUGAUUUCGCUGACCUCCCCAAUGCCCAAGAGCAGAUCUCUUCUGCCAUGGGCACAGCGGUAGUACAGGUCAUGCCUACCACACCAAAUGUAACUGUGGAAAGUGCCACCAACGAUCUAGUUUUCCUUCUGGAUGAUUCUGACGCAACGAGAAAUGGCUUCCCGGCCAUGCGUGACUUUGUGGAUAGAGUGGUGCAAACUCUGAAUAUAGGAGAAAACACUAACCGUGUCUCUGUGGUCCAGUACAACAGAGAUCCAGACGUCGGUUUCUAUCUUAACACAUAUGACACCAGAAAUGAUGUUUUGGAUGCAGUCAGAGAGUUGAGACAUAGAGGAGGGAGACCUAUCAACACUGGGGCAGCCCUCCAAUACGUCAAUGACAAUGUCUUCACAACUUCUGCCGGCAGUAGGGGCCAGCAAGGCGUUCCACAGCUGUUGAUCCUUCUGAAUGGUGGAAAGUCAUCUGACAAUGCCGAUACACCAGCCGCUGCUCUUAGAAACAGGGGCAUUGUUGUGCUUGGUAUCGGAGCUGGAAGGGCUGCCGGGGCAGAGAUGAAAAACAUUGCAUUCAACUCCAGUUAUGCUGUGUCUGUGUCUGAUUUCGCUGACCUCCCCAAUGCCCAAGAGCAGAUCUCUUCUGCAAUGGGCACAGCGGUAGUACAGGUCAUGCCUACCACACCAAAUGUAACUGUGGUGAGACAACAAUCAGGAAAGGAUGUUGUUUUCUUGUUGGAUGGCUCUGACGUGGAAAGUGCCACCAAAGAUCUAGUUUUCCUUCUGGAUGAUUCUGACGCAACGAGAAAUGGCUUCCCGGCCAUGCGUGACUUUGUGGAGAGAGUGGUGCAAACUCUGAAUAUAGGAGAAAACACUAACCGUGUCUCUGUGGUCCAGUACAACAGAGAUCCAGACGUCGGUUUCUAUCUUAACACAUAUGAUACCAGAAAUGAUGUUUUGGAUGCAGUCAGAGAGUUGAGACAUAGAGGAGGGAGACCUAUCAACACUGGGGCAGCCCUCCAAUACGUCAAUGACAAUGUCUUCACAACUUCUGCCGGCAGUAGGGGCCAGCAAGGCGUUCCACAGCUGUUGAUCAUUCUGAAUGGUGGAAAGUCAUCUGACAAUGCCGAUACACCAGCCGCUGCUCUUAGAAACAGGGGCAUUGUUGUGCUUGGUAUCGGAGCUGGAAGGGCUGCCGGGGCAGAGAUGAAAAACAUUGCAUUCAACUCCAGUUAUGCUGUGUCUGUGUCUGAUUUCGCUGACCUCCCCAAUGCCCAAGAGCAGAUCUCUUCUGCAAUGGGCACAGCGGUAGUACAGGUCAUGCCUACCACACCAAAUGUAACUGUGGAAAGUGCCACCAAAGAUCUAGUUUUCCUUCUGGAUGAUUCUGACGCAACGAGAAAUGGCUUCCCGGCCAUGCGUGACUUUGUGGAGAGAGUGGUGCAAACUCUGAAUAUAGGAGAAAACACUAACCGUGUCUCUGUGGUCCAGUACAACAGAGAUCCAGACGUCGGUUUCUAUCUUAACACAUAUGACACCAGAAAUGAUGUUUUGGAUGCAGUCAGAGAGUUGAGACAUAGAGGAGGGAGACCUAUCAACACUGGGGCAGCCCUCCAAUACGUCAAUGACAAUGUCUUCACAACUUCUGCCGGCAGUAGGGGCCAGCAAGGCGUUCCACAGCUGUUGAUCCUUCUGAAUGGUGGAAAGUCAUCUGACAAUGCCGAUACACCAGCCGCUGCUCUUAGAAACAGGGGCAUUGUUGUGCUUGGUAUCGGAGCUGGAAGGGCUGCCGGGGCAGAGAUGAAAAACAUUGCAUUCAACUCCAGUUAUGCUGUGUCUGUGUCUGAUUUCGCUGACCUCCCCAAUGCCCAAGAGCAGAUCUCUUCUGCAAUGGGCACAGCGGUAGUACAGGUCAUGCCUACCACACCAAAUGCAACUGUGGAAAGUGCCACCAAAGAUCUAGUUUUCCUUCUGGAUGAUUCUGACGCAACGAGAAAUGGCUUCCCGGCCAUGCGUGACUUUGUGGAGAGAGUGGUGCAAACUCUGAAUAUAGGAGAAAACACUAACCGGGUCUCUGUGGUCCAGUACAACAGAGAUCCAGACGUCGGUUUCUAUCUUAACACAUAUGACACCAGAAAUGAUGUUUUGGAUGCAGUCAGAGAGCUGAGACAUAGAGGAGGGAGACCUCUCAACACUGGGGCAGCCCUCCAAUACGUCAAUGACAAUGUCUUCACAACUUCUGCCGGCAGUAGGGGCCAGCAAGGCGUUCCACAGCUGUUGAUCCUUCUGAAUGGUGGAAAGUCAUCUGACAAUGCCGAUACACCAGCCGCUGCUCUUAGAAACAGGGGCAUUGUUGUGCUUGGUAUCGGAGCUGGAAGGGCUGCCGGGGCAGAGAUGAAAAACAUUGCAUUCAACUCCAGUUAUGCUGUGUCUGUGUCUGAUUUCGCUGACCUCCCCAAUGCCCAAGAGCAGAUCUCUUCUGCAAUGGGCACAGCGGUAGUACAGGUCAUGCCUACCACACCAAAUGUAACUGUGGAAAGUGCCACCAAAGAUCUAGUUUUCCUUCUGGAUGAUUCUGACGCAACGAGAAAUGGCUUCCCGGCCAUGCGUGACUUUGUGGAGAGAGUGGUGCAAACUCUGAAUAUAGGAGAAAACACUAACCGGGUCUCUGUGGUCCAGUACAACAGAGAUCCAGACGUCGGUUUCUAUCUUAACACAUAUGACACCAUAAAUUAUGUUUUGGAUGCAGUCAGAGAGCUGAGACAUAGAGGAGGGAGACCUAUCAACACUGGGGCAGCCCUCCAAUACGUCAAUGACAAUGUCUUCACAACUUCUGGCGGCAGUAGGGGCCAGCAAGGCGUUCCACAGCUGUUGAUCCUUCUGAAUGGUGGAAAGUCAUCUGACAAUGCUGAUACACCAGCCGCUGCUCUUAGAAACAGGGGCAUUGUUGUGCUUGGUAUCGGAGCUGGAAGGGCUGCCGGGGCAGAGAUGAAAAACAUUGCAUUCAACUCCAGUUAUGCUGUGUCUGUGUCUGAUUUCGCUGACCUCCCCAAUGCCCAAGAGCAGAUCUCUUCUGCAAUGGGCACAGCGGUAGUACAGGUCAUGCCUACCACACCAAAUGUAACUGUGGAUUCACAAGGUCCCAAGAAGGACAUUGUUUUCCUUGUUGACGGGUCUGAUGGUGUCGGCCGGGAAUUUCCAAUCCUCCAGGAGUUCAUGAAAAGGGUUGUCGAGACACUCAACGUGGGCGAGAACAAAAUUCGUAUUGGUGUGGUUCAGUAUGGCGACAAUCCUCAACCUGACAUGUAUCUAAACUCUCAUCCCACCAAAGAGGGUGUUCUCAGUGCAAUAGCUGGUUUACAGAGACGUGGAGGAAGACAACGUAACCUUGGACAAGCUUUGGAGUUCCUCAAUAGCGACGUUAUGAUACCCUCCCGAGGAAGUAGGCGGCAGGAACGUGUCCCUCAGUUUGUCAUUGUUGUGUCCGGAGGUCCUUCUACAGAUAACAUCCAGCAGGCAGCAAUAACUCUCAAAAAUUCUAGAGUUUUUCCUUUCAGCAUUGGAACAAGAGAUGUAAAUCCAACUGAGCUUCGGAUUGUGUCCUACGUACCCAAUUUUGCAUACACUGUGGAUGAUCUUCCUGGCUUGUAUACGGUCCAAGAAAAUCUUAUCAACACUUUGACAGAGACGUCAGAUGAAGAUUUUGCAAGGAUGUCCCCAGUAUUCCCUGAUUAUGACGUUGUCCCGUCCCCCCCAUCAGAAGAUGUCAAAAGAGAUGUUGUUUUCCUCAUUGAUGGAACAACAGCAGUGCGCAGUGAAUUCCCAGCCAUUCGAGAGAUGAUCCGAAGAGUUGUUGACAAGCUAGAUGUGGGACUAGAUGCUGUAAGGAUUUCUGUAGUACAAUACAGCGAAGACCCUAAGGUGGAAUUUUACCUGAAUGAACACUCAUCUCAACAAGAGGUUCGAAAUGCUGUGCAGAGGCUGAGAAGUAAAGGUGGGACCUCCCUGAACACCGGUCGGGCUCUUGAGUUUGUAGGAAGAAGUAUCUACCAGCGAUCAGCUGGAAGCCGCAUUGAGGAUGGUGUGCCACAGUUUCUCAUUUUGGUCACUGGUGGCAAGUCGUCUGACGAUGUGUCCUCUGCGGCAAAUCAACUGAAGAGGAAUAAGAUUGCACCUCUUGCUGUUGGCUCCAGAAAUGCUGACGCUGAAGAGUUGAGGCAAAUUUCUCUAAAGCCAGAAUUUGCCCAUAAAGUUGAUUCUUUCAAUCAACUUCCAACAAUUGAGAAUCAGCUGUUAGAUUCAGUCAAAACUACAUCCGCUGAUGAAAUUGCCACUGUUUAUAUUCCUGCUCCUCAACCUCCUGUCACCACAGAAACUGUCAAUCUUGGAAGAAAGGAUGUAAUCUUUCUUAUUGAUGGGUCAGACAAUACUGGAAACGAAGGUAUUGCUCACAUUCGCGACUUUAUCCUCAACACUGUACAGCAGCUGGAUGUGCAGCCUGACCAAGUGCGUGUAGGAAUAGUCCAGUAUUCUGACAGGGUCAAAACAGAAUUCUCGCUGAAUUCUCACAACAACAAGGCAGCUGUCCUGUCUGCUGUGAAGAGGCUGAGGCAGAUGGGUGGACGCUCCUCAGACCUUGCUGAUGCCCUCAACUAUGUCAUACAAAAUGAGCUUAAACCUUCAGCUGGAGUUCGCCCCAUUGAGGCUUCCCAACACCUUGUGGUUCUCACCGGUGGACGAUCUCCUCAAGAUGUGGCUAUUUUUGGACCAUUGCUCAAGAGCUCAAGGGUGAACUGUGUUGGUGUUGGAGCUUCUGGUGCAGACUCAAGGCAGCUAGCUCAAAUUGCCACCAACCCAGACGAUGUCCUUCAAGUCCCAACAUUUCCAUCCCUGCCAUCACUCAGAGAGCGGCUGAUAACCAGACUGAGGGGAAAAAUCGAAGAAAUCCCCACUGACUUUGAAGGUGGACCUGAUGUGAAAAAGGCAGACAUAGUAUUUUUGGUAGAUGGCUCCAUGAACCUGGGAAGGGAAAACUUUGUAGAGGUUAUGAACUUUGUGAUCAAUCUAAUCGACCUGUUCUACAAUGAAAAAGAUGAGCUUAGGUUUGGCCUUGCGCAUUACACCACCGACGUCACCGACGUUUUUUUCCUAAAUUCAUACACAAACAAGGACGAUAUUAUUAGUGCCAUUGGCCGUGCUGAGUACAAAGGAGGACGAAGGAUCAACACUGGCGCUGCUAUAAAAUAUGUCCAAGAUCGGCAUUUUAUCAGAGAGAAAGGAAGCAGGAAAAACGAAGGCACCCCACAAAUCCUCAUGCUUAUCACUGGUGGAAGAUCAGCUGAUGAUAGCAAAUCAGCAGCCCUGGGAUUGAAGACAACAGGGGCUAGAAUCUUUGCAAUCGGAAUUGGAGACAUUUUGGAGUCAGAGUUGGCAAAUAUAGCCAGUGAGGGGUCAACCGUGGCCAGAGCAGGCACGUACCUGGAGCUGUCCGAGCUGAACGAGCAGAUCCUGGAAGCUCUGGACGAUGAAGUGAAGGGAAAGGGUGUGUGCACUCCGCCUGACACUGAGGCCAAACCUUGCAACAUGGAAGUCCUGGUCGGUUUUGAUGUGAAUGCCCAGAAUAUCUUUACGGCACAGACCAACCUUCAGAGCAAGCUGGGGGCCAUUUUACAGAGGAUUUCCAAGAUGAGGCCGAUUACUUGUUCUGCGGGACGGGCUCCUUCUAUUCAGAUCGGGAUACUGGCCAUGGGCUCAUUUGCUGAUGCAGUGCAGCUGGAUUUCACUGAUGACUCACAAGAGCUGUUUGAGAGUUUCAGAAGACUCGGUACACGUGGGCCCUUUGUUCUCAACAGACAGACUAUAGAGGCCUAUAACUCCAGGUUCAAAAACAGGCAGGACAAUGUAGUAAAGGUGAUCAUCCAUCUGACGGACGGCUUGGACGCUCCUUACAAUGAAAUGAAUAGAGCAGUCUAUGAGUUGCAGAAGUCAGGAGUCAGCAGCUUCAUCCUGGUGGGAAUGGAGCGAGUGAAUAAUUUUGAGCAGGCUGCACGGCUGGAGUUUGGACGAGGUUACAGAUACACCCGACAACUGCGCGUCAACAUUAUGGACUUGGACUACGAGCUGCUUGAUGAACUUGACAGCAUCGCCGAUAGAGAGUGCUGCGGUGUCGCGUGUAAAUGCACAGGGACCAGAGGAGACAGAGGAGCAGUUGGAUUUAAUGGACCAAAGGGAGAUCCAGGUCUUCAAGGAGGCCUAGGACACCCUGGAGACGAGGGUGGCCCUGGAGAGAGAGGUCCUCCUGGUGUGAACGGUACACAGGGUUUCCAGGGUUGUCCCGGACCCAGGGGCACAAAGGGGGCACGUGGAUAUUCAGGAGAAAAGGGUGAAAAUGGAGAGCUAGGUCUCGACGGUAUCAAUGGAGAAGAUGGUGUAAGUGGAAAACCUGGAUUAGCUGGGAGUAGAGGAACUCCUGGCAGAAGGGGACCCAAAGGAGCAAAGGGUCAACUAGGAGAUAGAGGAGAUAUGGGAAUCAGAGGAGACCCUGGUCAAAGUGGACGAGACAACACGCGGCCCGGACCUAAAGGAGAACCUGGCGACUCUGGUCUACCGGGAGAGCCAGGCAAUUCUGGGAGACCUGGUCCAGCCGGCGAUCCAGGCAGAAGAGGAUCCAACGGAAGAAGAGGACAACCCGGACAACCUGGAGCUGCUGGACAGGGUGGUGCUGUGGGAGAGGCGGGAGAGCCCGGUAUCGCAGGAUCUAGAGGUACAUCCGGACCACCAGGACCACCAGGACCAAAAGGAGAGGAAGGAAACCCUGGCCCCAGAGGACCUGGAGGAACCCCGGGCACAGUCGGACCCAAAGGCAGACGAGGAGCUCUUGGUCGUAAGGGAGAGCCAGGAGAUCCAGGAAUAGAUGGAGUCCAGGGUCCGAUGGGUCCGAUUGGAGAACCCGGUUUGGAUGGCAGAGAUGGACCCGGAACUCCUGGACCCGCAGGAAGAAAAGGAACUCCAGGAUUCCCCGGAGCGCCAGGACCUAAAGGACCAAGCGGUGAUCCAGGACCCAAGGGAGGACCCGGAAAAGGAGGAAAUCGAGGACAGAGGGGAGUUUCUGGAAGCGCGGGCGAUCCGGGUCAAGGAGGAGAGAACGGAUAUCCUGGACCUCCCGGAGAGAAAGGUCCCAGAGGUCCUGGAAUUGUGCAAUGUGAACUGGUGACGAAAAUUCGGGAAAACUGCGCUUGCUGUUUCGGCAAGGUUGAGUGCCCUAUCUACCCGACCGAGCUCGCCUUCGCCAUGGAUGUGUCCGAGAACGUGGGCACGGCCUUCAACAGCAUGCGCGAGACCGUCCUUAACAUGGUGGGCGACCUCACCAUCACCGAGAGCAACUGCCCGCGAGGCGCCCGCGUGGCUCUGGUCAUGUACAACAACGAGGUCACCACCGAAAUACGAUUUGCCGACAACCUGAAGAAACGCGACCUCAAGAAACACAUCGAAGGACUGCAGACCAGGAGGACCGGGAAGGAGAGGAACCUGGCCAACGCGAUGACCUUCGUUGCCCAGAAUACGUUCAAGAGAGUGCGCAGUGGGUUCCUGAUAAGAAAGGUGGCCGUGUUUUUCGUGGGUGGACCCGUGUCGAACACUCAGGCUGUGACCCUGGCGGCUCUCAAGCUUCACAACGCUGGGAUCGCCACAGUUCUGCUGGUGACCAGAGAGAACAGGCAGCUGACGACAGCUCUGCAGGGGAACAACACUGCUCUGGCCCAGGUCAUCGUCCUCGCAGGAAAUAAUAACAGCAAUCAGUACAGAACCGCUCUGCAGAAGGUCAAGAGCUGCCACCUCUGCUAUGAUGCUUGCGCCCCUGACCAGAUCUGCGACUACGUCCCUCCCCAGUUCGGCCGCGACCGGAGAUCUUACAUCACCGACGCCGACAUCGACCUGGCUUUCUUGGUGGACAGCUCGGAGUCCACCUUCCCCUUCGUCUUCACCGAAAUCAAACACUACAUCACGCACAUCGUAAAACAGCUGGAAGUCUCGUCAGACCCCUCCGCCUCCCUGCACCAGGCCCGAAUCUCCGUCAUCCAGCAAGCCCCUUACUCCUAUCUCCGUAACCACACCGGGUCGCCCAUUUCCAUUGACGUGGGCCUGACGGAGCACAAGUCCUCACAGAGUGUGGUGAACUUCUUACUGGCGAAGACGCCGCAGUUAGAAGGUGGACGAGCUCUGGCCGAAGCCAUCGAAGCCACGGUCGAGGAGGUCUUCGAGGAGGCGCCGGUGCCCAGGGAACGUAAAGUUUUGAUGCUUUUUGUGACCGGGAAUGUGGACAAGGAUGAAGAUCGCCUAGUCCGGAUCGCCACAGAAGUGAAGUGUCGGGGAUAUUUCUUGGUGAUUUUUGGAGUAGGAGAAGCCGUGAGCGCGGGAGAUGCCAGGGUGUUGUCCAGAAUGGCCUCUGAACCCUCGGAGGUGUUCUUUAAGAGGAUAAACUCUCUGUCGCAGUUUUACGACAAGGACAUUCUGACGUUCGGACAGAUGAUUCCCAAAUAUGUGACAAUCGAGACCGCCUUCUACAUGUCGCCCGAAGUCUCCAAACACUGCGAGUGGUUCCAGAGCGACCAGCCACAUAAAAACCCAUUCAUGACGUCACAGCAACAGAAACACGAGAAACAUCAUGAAAAACAGCAGGAGGUCCAUCAUUAUAAAACACACAAAGACACAGACGAGCUGCACGUCUUCAACAUCACCUCCAGCGGUCUGAAGCUGCGCUGGACGAACCCCGACCCCAAGCACUUUGUUUAUUUCGAGGUGUCGGUGACUCGUCUGAACGACCACACUCUGGUGCUGAAGACCAACGUGUCGGGCACAGAGCUCACCGUGGACCACCUGCAGAGCGGCCAGUCCUACCACGCGGUCGUCACGGCGCACACGGCCGACGGCAGCAUUGUGCACACGAGCAAAGGCAUCGUCACCACCAAAGUAGCAGAGAAUAAACCCGUCGUCCUCAACACAAACACUGAAACUACCACCACGGCUCCACUGGACAAACCAGUAACAGACCGAUGCUUUCUUGAGUUUGACGAGGGGGAGCCGUGCAAAGACUAUCAGACUAUGUGGUUCUUUGACUAUGAGCACGGGAUCUGUUCACGGUUCUGGUACGGAGGGUGCGGAGGAAAUGCAAAUAGAUUCGAGUCCAAGGCCCUCUGCUUGAGAUACUGCAUGAAAGGGGAACCAGAGCCAGAACCAGAGCCAGAACCUCAUAGAGAAGAGGAACCGCUGGAACAGGAGGAGGUUCUGCCAACAGAAGACUCCCUCACGCCGGUGGACAUCUGUCUGCAGUCCAAAGAGGAGGGGACGUGUGCCAAGUUUGUCCUGAAGUGGCACUACGACAGCAGCAGUCAGAGCUGCACACGCUUCUGGUACGGAGGCUGCGGAGGGAACCAGAACCGCUUCGACAGCUACGAGCAGUGUGUCCAGACGUGCGGGAGGCCAGUCCCCAUCCACCAGAUAGCCAUGGCUUCAGUAAGAACAUAA
Messenger RNA from Knipowitschia caucasica, 13980 nucleotides. The record is from the annotation of a GenBank genome assembly. Lineage: Eukaryota; Metazoa; Chordata; Actinopteri; Gobiiformes; Gobiidae.